UUCCUUAUUUAGAGAGCUGAAUAGAUAUCAGAGUGAUUUCUCUAGCUGGUGCGGAGAAUGCCAGCGUGUAAAGAAAGAAGCGCAUGAAGAUCAAUUGCUAAUGAAGCGCUCUUUAUUAAAAACUAAACUGAAACCAAUGAAGAGAGGAGGAGGAAUUGUGAAAGAAGCUACUUUGUGAGUAGUUUCAUGUGCAGUUUUUGCUAGUGAUAUUGUAUUAUAUUAGUAAAACUAUCAUCCUCAUGGAGAAAUCACAGUAGUUUUGUUGGUAGAAAUGAGGUGUGAGCGAAAGUGGUGUUUGUUCAAGCUUUAUGCUGAUUUCCUUUUCCAAGUUGGUUUUGCAUUCAAAUCAUCUCAAGUAGGUAUGAUGUCCUAUUUAACAGCUGUGACUUCUCUUUGUGGCAAUGUUAUUUUUGUAUUUUGGCGACAAUACAAUCACCUUUUCUUUUUUUCUUUUUUUUUU
Molecule: messenger RNA, 460 nt
Organism: Camellia sinensis
Lineage: Eukaryota; Viridiplantae; Streptophyta; Magnoliopsida; Ericales; Theaceae
Source: RefSeq, a predicted model, not a curated record